UUAUCUUCAUUUUUGUACCAAAUGGAGAAGGGAUUUGCAAAUAUAGAUGGGCUUAUCUGGGUUUAACUGUGGUGUUAGCCUGUCUCUAUGUUACUUGGGUUGUCAUUUUAAGAAUGAAAACCCCAUUGGUGGUGAACAUUGUGUUUGCAGUAAUAACGAAUAUUUUGAUGUCGGUAUUUUGUGGCAUGGUGACAACGUGUUUUGACGUGAAAUGGUGUCUAACUUCACUUGCAUUGGCCACAGUGUUCGCCGUUUUGAUAUUUCUGGCAGCUAUAUAUAUGAAGUCAUUCACACUGCUGAACUAUAAAUUCUUAUUUAUCUGUUCGGGAAUACUGGGAGCAAUUUGUAUCGUUCUUAUUAUUUCCUCAGCACUCCGAUUUCCUUUGAAGAUAACUGCUCCGUUGUUUGCAUGUGUAAUCUUGUUGCUUGCAGUAUUCAUCUUUACAAUUGUGCAAUUGAUAUGGGACGAGAAAACAAAAGUCACACAAGGUGGAAGCAUUUUCUUUGCAAGUA
Trichobilharzia szidati is the source of this 513-nucleotide messenger RNA. NCBI's taxonomy places the organism in Eukaryota, Metazoa, Platyhelminthes, Trematoda, Strigeidida, Schistosomatidae. The record is from the annotation of a GenBank genome assembly.